Molecule: messenger RNA, 1816 nt
Organism: Chelonus insularis
Lineage: Eukaryota; Metazoa; Arthropoda; Insecta; Hymenoptera; Braconidae
Product: dnaJ homolog subfamily B member 12
Exons: 7
Coding region: 223-1320 (365 amino acids)
Biological process (GO): cellular response to misfolded protein
Cellular component (GO): endoplasmic reticulum membrane
Molecular function (GO): Hsp70 protein binding
Source: RefSeq, a predicted model, not a curated record
AAAAAAUGCAUAAACUAUAGCAAACUAUAUUUACGUAUUCACGGACACAUCUAUUAAUUUGUCAUCUAUAGCUAGGUUUCUAUUUGUCAAAGGGUGGGGCUUUGUAUUAAACUCGUGAUAUUACGUGGAUGUAAAUUAUACGUAUUGAAAAUGCAUUAAUGAAUUGACGUCCAUCUGAGAAAUUGUGAGUAUCUAAAAGUGCUUCUUUAUUGCAAAAGUGAAAUGGAUAGCAAUAAGGACGAAGCGGAGAGAUGUAUGGAGUUGGCAGAAAAGUUCAUGAAGGAAAAAAGGUUUGACGAUGCUGAGAAGUUCGUAAAAAAAGCUUUAAAAUUAUAUCCUACAAAAAAAUAUGAAGAAAUUUUAGCAAAAAUUGCAUUGAUUUCCAAGACAAGUAAAAAAUUUGAGCCUGAACAAGAAGUCAGAAAAAGACCUACGGUCACUAAAGAAUCUAGUCAGCAACCUUCGUCUGGUGAUUAUAGCAAAGAACAGUAUGAACAUGUGAAAAGAAUAAAAAAAUGUAAAGAUUAUUAUGAAAUUUUAAAUGUAACGAAGGAAGCAACGGAUAGUGAAAUCAAAAAGGCUUAUAAGAAAUUAGCUCUUCAACUUCACCCAGAUAAAAAUAAAGCUCCUGGGGCAUCAGAAGCUUUUAAAGCUAUCGGAAAUGCUGUAGCUGUUUUAACAGAUGUUGAAAAACGUAAACAAUAUGAUCUUUAUGGUUCAGACGAAGACAGAUUACAAUCAGCCCAAUCUAGGUCAUCUCAUACUCAUUAUAAUUAUACUAGAGGUUUUGAAGCUGAUAUUACUGCUGAAGAAUUGUUCAGUAUGUUCUUUGGAGGUGGUUUUCCACAACAAGAAUUCUAUAUGAGACGCAGUGGAGGUCGAUGGAUGCGACAAAGCAAUGCCCAGGCUCAACAUGCUCAUGCUCAGCAAGCUAAUGGUUAUACUGCAUUCCUACAAAUGUUGCCGGUACUUUUGUUGAUUGUUCUGACUAUGAUGAGCAGCUUUUUCAUUUGGGAUCCACUGUAUAGUUUACAUCCAAACGCUAAAUAUUCGAUUCAAAGAACUACUCAGGAGUUAAAAAUUCCCUAUUAUGUCAAGGAAAAUUUUCACACCGAGUAUCAAGGUAGCCUGAGACGAUUAGAGAUUUCCGUUGAAGAAGAGUUUAUUAACAAUUUACGACACGCAUGUUAUAGGGAAAAGAAUCAUAAGGAAUUAAUGAUGAUGAAGGCAAGAAAUUUCGGAGAUUCAGAGAUGUAUCAUAGAGCAAAGAAUACAGAAGUGCCAGCUUGCAAAAGAUUACAUGAGAUUCAAGCAAUGUAAUUGCAGUUAGGAUCUCAAUUAAAUUAAAUUAUAAAUAAUCGAAUUUAUAGAAUGAAUUUUCCAAGAGUUAAAUUGAUUUGAUUUGUAAAUAGGCAUAUACGUAUAUUUUAGAUUGAACAUUGUUAGUACAUUGGAGCGAUUGAAGCGACGCAAUUGAUAACUUUUUUUCGGUUUCAAGAUUUCCAACAAAGCAUCAUAAAUUAUAGAUAAACUUCUCGUUUAAUUUAUAUUAGUCUUUGUAGAUUACAGCAAAAAAAGUAAAUUUAUGUUAGUCGCACAUAUAUUAGAUGAUAUUAUUAAUCGAUAAUUUAUAAGCUUUCGAGACAAAAGACAAUUUUAAUUAUAUUUAUUGAUUCAUUAUUUAUAUUAGUCAUCAGCAUCAAUCUACACUAUAAAUUUCUUGUUCUUUUUCAUACACAUUUUUUUAUAAUAAUUUUAAAAAUCAAUAAUUUGGUUUGAAUUUUAAAUAAUAAUUUCAUUUUCAUUCGGAGCACAU